CUUGCUCUCUUUACCUUUUUCAGCUAGAAGAACGGCGCGGCGGCCAAGAGGUCCAUGGUAGUAGCGCCGUUGAUGCGAUCUUGCAGCAAUACAAAUCUUCUCCAGGAGAUGCAGUUCGAGUUGUGCCAACCGGCAAAGGCAGAGAUGAUGCUGAGACCGCAGGUGACGGUGCAGGUGCGACAAGCGGUACCACGUUGACUCAGGAGACACGACGAAGUGUAGCAUUUGCGGACGAUACAAAAAGCGACGUUGAACACCAAGAAGAGCGCUCACAACCGGAAGGAGCUUCUGAAAAUCACAUUAAUGCUCCGGAAAAAGGCAGGGAAAACGGUGAUCCUGACAAGAAUAUGAGUGAAGAUGCGGACAACCCUGCAGACACCCCGCGGGGAGGCCAGCAGUCACCUCCGCAACCAUUGACUUCGGAUUUCAUGGGUGGUUUUGAUCUACCGUGUUGUGCAUUCGAUAGCAGUCUGCCCAGGAUGCUUGACCACUUUUCUCCUGACCGGGAUGACACGCUUAUACCAACACUUGCCGAUGGUCGGUCCGACGCUUUUCUGAGUGCACCGGUGCGCGUCGGUGGAGGCGAUGGUGGAGAAGAUGAGCCCGGCGAGUCUUCUGAUUCCGAAAGAAAUGCUGACUUAAUUGCCAACCUUUUGCGGGAUGCAGGUGAAGACAACUCGUCAUCGGAUGUUGCGCAGCAGGAUGCGGGAGAGAACGUUCAGGACGAUAGCGUAGAAGAGUACAACUUUAGCGAACAGGAUGAAGAUGACGAUGAUGCUAUCGCGUCAGCAGGGGAGUCAGUAUCAAUCCCGGAAGAUGAAGAUGUCAUCGAGAGCGGCGAAGCUGACUCUGGUGACGAGGGAGCCGAACUGAUUCCUCGGGACACGGGCGAUAAAGACAGCCCUGCACGCGAAGAUGGAACAGAUAACGGCGUUGCUUUUGACUCUGAAAAACAAGAGCCAGCACAUCAAUACGAAGAGCAGGGUGCCUUUGCUUCGCCGCCUGCAGACUGUCUUAGCAGUUUGGGUUUGCUGCGUGAGCAUGACUCUUCAAGAAACCGACAUGCAUAUUCAGAUAGCGGCGACGUGAAGACUAUUUUGAACAAGAGUGCAUCAGCAGCUUCGGCGCUAACCGUAGACGUUCAUGGGCAGCUCCUUGAGAAAUCUUCCACGACAUCGUCGCUUGCGGAAACUGCAGACCAACAGGCGCUAAAUCUACCACAGAGACAUCAAGAGAGCGAGAAGUUAGAGAAACGGGCGGAGGCGACUCAGGACGAAAGAAGCAGUGAAGUCGACGUCGAGGACAACGCCGAUAUGUUACGAGGUGAGGACAGUCCUUUUCUUCUGCCAUCAUCAGAUGAUGCAGACCUUAGAUUCGAUGAUGAGGACGCUGAAAGCCGACAGGGUCAUCAAGAAAGUCAAGAGGAGGACGAGCAUGACGCCUUCGGACUGGACGCGUUCCUUCGUGGGGCAGGUCGAGGCAGUCAUCAAGAUAAACUCUCAAUCGGAGGCGACGAGGACGAUGAAAUGGGCUUAGAUGCUUUUCUCAAUCUUGGUGGAGGUGAGGGACAACACAUGGCAGAACUGCUUUCGAUGGCAUCAUCAGAUGCGGGUGAUAAGGAGUCUGAUGAGCCGGUGUCAUUAGAUGAAGGAUCCCAUUGCUCGCAAGCUCCAUUCGAAGCGGUGCAAGAUGAGAAUUCAUCUCACAUAAGGGAGGAGCCUGAUCAGCACCAGCUUCAGCAUGGGGUAGACCCAUUUGGAUUUGAAUCGCUAGCACUUCGACCCAUUUGCGUUUGCUCCGAUUCUGGCGAAGAGUCUGAUGGUUUGCUUGAGCGGUUCAACAGGUCGACGGCUCUGCGUUUACCUCAGUCCAUUGCUGGUGCUUCAAAGAUGUUCGCCGAAGGUGAGCACAUGCGCGAACCGACUUUGAUGCCUGCCGACGGCUUCUCAGACUCCAAUCCACAGCUUCUUGCUACGUGGGCUACAUCACAGGAAGGAUCACACCCGCAUGGGUACGUCGGCCGACCUCUUGGCGUUUGGCGUGUUGCAGUGAACAACCUCGUGAAAGGCUGCGAGACGACAUUGCCUUCCGGUGAGUGGCAGAUUGUCAGGCCAGGCGGUAGUCGAAAUUUCGAGACUCUCAGCCGGAAACCAACGGUUCGAAUUGUCGUGCAUUUGGAGGAGACUGCCUCUGUAGCGAACGCUUCGGGAAAAUCUCAGUUUUCUGCGACAGUCCGCGAAGUAGAUUAUCUCCUAGACGAAGCGGUUGACGAGGGAGCCCGCCCUCGACCAGGACCAUCAGGGGCUGCAAGGAAUAAGGCGGGUUUUAUUGGCGAGGUUAAACAACUGAAGUCCACGAAGAAGAUUGCUUUCUUGCCGCGUCUUGCGGAAGGAGCCAGACCGAAGGAAAUCGAGCGCGCAAACCAGUACCUACGACGCUUGAUAGCGGGACAGAAUGCUGAAAUCGAAUUUCUUGAGACCAGACUUCAAAAUUUAGAAAACACCGUCGGUCGAAUACCCGGUAAAAAGCAACGUGAUAAUCGGGCGUCCACAGUUCAUAGUGGAUAUUUGAGAAGUCCGAUCUCUAGUCGUCUUACCGUGUCACACACCGACAAAGAAGGUGCAGUCUUCUUCGAUGGACAACAUGCGAACCAGCAACUGUCCAAAAUUCUUUCAAAAGAUAGCAAUAGCUACCCUCUGCCGACGCCGAAUUCUGAUUGUCCUACCACCGGAGCAGAAGACUCUUGCUGGACCUCUUGGCCUCCGGCGUCAAAAGAGAGUACACUACGUGGAGGAUCUACUUCUGGUGAAUCUCUCUACCACGACCGAGAGCAGAAAAAUCAAGAUGAACACGACCAUGCUAGACCUGGUGCCUAUAAUGCCGGCGAGAACGAACACGGGGAAGAAGAACAUAACCAAGAUCAAGAACGAACGCCAAAUGCACCUAAACAACUUUACAUCACCAAGCAGCUUCUCUAUGUGCGCAAAUGGCCAUCGAUUCGUGCCGACCUCCGCGGACAACUCAUGUCAGGUCGGACAGUCGAGGUCCUCGGCUUCUUCGCUGCCGACUGGGCCUUGAUUCGAACUCUGAGGUCGCUGGGUGGAAGACACACAGGUAGCAGAUCAGCGUCCUCUUCGGGGGAGAGUUUUAAAGGGCUGACUGGUUUCGUACAGUUUGUCACGGCUCCCACUUCUUCAUCAAGCGCAGUCGUCUCAUCGACACCGAAUGCUCCGACACUCGUCCCUGUCAGCGCCAGUUUCGGGCUCGGCCAGCAUGUAGCACGAAUUUUUGGCGAGACUGCUACUCUUGGAGGGGUAGGGGUCGGUACUGGUACCGAAGCCAAUAUUUCCUCGCGUCCAAGAACUAGUGCUACUACAACUACAUCAUCCAGGCCUCGCUCUGCUUCCAAGAUAGAGACUGGUGCUGCAGCAGCAGUUACUUCGUCCUUGAGUGGUACAACCAAAAUGACGCCACGACAGCACAGCUUGCUGCCGCAAGAUAUUUUCCAUGCCCUUGACAAAGAUCAGGACAAGGUUGUGUCGAAGAAGGAAUUCUUCAUGGGAAUGCGGAAAUUGGGGAUCGAUGCAGAUCGGCUGUUAGCGCUAUGGAGGUCGGCAGAUCCCAAACAAAAAGGCUUCCUCACAUACGACCGCUUUGUUGCGCUGCUGCAAGAUGAAGAUUGUUUUCGAGCCGAUGGCCUGAUGACGUGAUCAUGAAUUAGAAGACACUUCAAUUCCUUUGAGUCAUGCUGGCAAGUUGUGUCUGAUCAUAAACCUCGCAAUUCCAAUUUGUAGUCGAGACUGGUAAACAGACACAUAAGUACUUACACAGAGUCCACGAGAAUUAUAUUACAAGAUACUCAUCCAAACGAGAAACACUAAGACUCACUCAUGCCGUUUGUUCAUGUUCUCAAGAUGUUGUAAUUUUGUGGCAAACUUACUACGAAAACGUGAACGAUCAAGAUCUAGAUCAUCCCCCACGACAAUUAAGUAGAACAGCUCGAUCAAGUAGAUCACAUUCGC
Molecule: messenger RNA, 4022 nt
Organism: Amoebophrya sp. A25
Lineage: Eukaryota; Dinophyceae; Syndiniales; Amoebophryaceae
Source: the annotation of a GenBank genome assembly